This is a messenger RNA of Phyllotreta striolata, 1162 nucleotides long. NCBI's taxonomy places the organism in Eukaryota, Metazoa, Arthropoda, Insecta, Coleoptera, Chrysomelidae. The record is from the annotation of a GenBank genome assembly.
CGAAGCAGUAAAAAACAAUGAAUAAACUUUUUACUCGAAUUAUAUCAAGAUCUGUUAAUAGCCUAUCAAAAAAUGUUAAAUUAGCGAGUACCUACAAAGCUGCUGUACUAAGAGAAGCUGGCAAACCUUUGGAAAUACAAGAAAAGAAGCCUGCUAGUUUGAAGCCGACUGAGGUCAGGAUACGAGUGGUGUAUUGUAGCGUUAAUUCCGUAGAUGUCCACAAAUUUAAAAGUUCUACCGAUAAUUUACCGUUUAUACCAGGUUAUGAACUCUCCGGAGAGGUUAUAGAAAGAGGUAAAGAUGUAAAAAACGAGCAAAUUAUUAACGGGGAAAAAGUACUAGGCCUUAGUUUGAGCUCCUUCGGUGGAUUUGCCGAACAAUGCGUGUUAGAUAUAAACGAUAUAUGGCGAAUACCAGGCGAUUUGGAACGAAAAGAUGCCGCAGUGAUAGCCUACGGACACUCAACAGCCCUAUUCACGUUCUCUAAACUGGCCACAAUCAAAGAAAAAGACCGGGUAAUAAUAACCGCCGGACCGGCAGGAAUGGGACUAGCAGCCAUCGAUAUAGCUGCUAAUGUAUACAAAGCUAAUGUUAUAGGAUUGGUAGAUACGGAGGAACGAGGAGAAUUGGUCAGACAACGGGGUGCAUUCGAGACUGUAGCUUUUUCGGAUACAUUAACCAAAGAAUGUAUGAAAAUUACCGACAACAAGGGUACUUCAAUUGUCUAUGACGCUACUGGUGAAAAAAUGGAUUCCAUUGGAUCAUGUGUAUCAGUUGGUGGUAAACUGUUCCACGCUGCGCCAUAUUUUUACAAAACUGUGCCAACCCCAAAAUGUCAUUCGUUCGUAUCCGUGGUCAGUUUGAAGGAGCUCAGACUUCAAAACAACAAUUUAUACAGGAGCAUCGUUAACGAUACUCUACAAUUAGCUAGUGAUAACAUUAUAGGCGCUCACAUUAGUUCUAAAUACAAUCUGUCUCAAGUGAACGAAGCUAUCAAGUACAUAGACGACAGGAAAUGUACAGGUAAAGUAUUAAUACAGAUGGAUUCUUAAUGUAUUGUAAGUUUUAAAGCGAUUUUGUGGUUAAUUUUGUAAAGGAUUAAUUUAAGCGUGCAUCGUAUUUAUUUCAAAUAAAACAAAUUAUUUUGAAUUUGGUAUUUUAA